Messenger RNA from Dictyostelium purpureum, 646 nucleotides. RefSeq lists its product as uncharacterized. The record is from RefSeq and is a predicted model, not a curated record. Lineage: Eukaryota; Evosea; Eumycetozoa; Dictyosteliales; Dictyosteliaceae. The transcript has 3 exons. Bases 28 to 594 code for a protein of 188 amino acids.
AAAACUUUUGCAGCAAAUAUUAAAAAAAUGGAAGGUUUAUUAAAAGAUAAUAAAAUCUCUGAUGUUAUUUCAUUCACUCCAAAAAAAACCUUAACUGUUAAAUAUAACGGUAAAGAAUUAGUUGGUAAUGAUACAUUAACCCCAACCAUUGUUCAAAAUCAACCAGAAGUUACCUAUGAUGCCCAAGAUAGUGAAUUUUAUACUUUAAUUAAAACUGACCCAGAUGCUCCAUCACGUGAAGACCCAAAAUUCGGUGAAUGGAGACAUUGGUUAGUCACCAAUAUUCCAGGUAAUAAAUUAACUGAAGGCCAAGUUCUUUCAGAAUAUAUUGGCGCCGGUCCACCACCAAACACUGGCUUACAUAGAUAUAUCUUUAUCUUAUGCAAACAACCAUCUAAAAUCCACUUUAAAGGUGAAUUCAUUUGUAAAGCAAAUGCUGACACUAGAAACAACUGGAAAGCCAUUGAUUUUAUUAAAAAAUGGAAUCUCGAACCAGAAGGUAUCAACUUUUAUCAAGCCCAAUAUGAUGAUUUUGUUCCAACUCUUUAUUCAAAACUUGGUGAAGUUAAAGAAAAACCAGUUGAAAUCCAAUAAAUAAUUAAGUAAAUAAAUAGUUUUUUUUUUUUUUAACAAAACAAAAUACACU